AAAGACCCGAAGUCACGAAUAGAGCUCCACUGAACACCAAUGUGUGUGUUUUUUAAGCCUUAGCCACCAAUGUAUUUUAAUAUGCUAUAGGCCCCUGCCCCCUAUAGGCCCCUAUUCUCUAGGGCCCCAAUGUGUUUUUUUAACUUGUAAGGGUGGCCCUGGCGCCAAUGAUUUUAAAAAAAAACUUUUAUGGGGUCCCUGGCGCCAAUGUUUUGUUUUGUUUUUUUAAAAACUUUUUUUAACUUAUAGGGGGGCCUUGAUCAUCAAUUACUUUUUAGAACUUGUGUGUGUGGGGGAUUGCCGUUUUUAGCACUGAUAUUGGUGUGGGCGGGAUCUGGGAUGAGGCUUGGGGGCUGGGACCUCGUAUAACAAAACAACAAUUUUGUUGUACGGGGCUCAGUGAUUUCAAAUGGCUGCCCUGAGGCCUGACAGUGGAAUGAGGAACAGAUGAAAGAAGCAGUCAUAUAGGAAAACAUUACCAAAUCAGAGCCUGGUAUUUUUGAAGAGCUACAAGAAAAACCAGACAAAGCAGUUUAUUUACCUGGAAGACUGGCUGAAACACGAACGAUUGCACAGGUUGGUGGAACCCUGACAGAGUUGUCCAUACACAGUGCAGCCCCAGACAACCAAUGUCAAGAGAAGACAAGGAAGAGCAGGAGGAUGAACUGCUAGCACUCACUAGUAUAUACUCAGAAGAUGAAUUCAAGAGAUCGGAGACUGCGCCAGGAGGGGAAAUUUGUGUUUGUCUGGAUCUUCCUCCAAACUUUAACGUGGCUAUAAAAAGUGACAGUGCAUCUAAUGAAUACAUCGGAAGCUUUGAGGGUAUUGUCUCUUUCCUACCUCCUAUCAUACUGAACUUUGAGCUGCCUCCAGGAUACCCAUCCACUAAACCUCCAGCCUUCACACUUAGCUGCAAGUGGCUUUCUCCAAGCCAGCUUACCCAUCUGUGUCAUCGAUUGGAUGAGCUAUGGGAGAAAUACACAGGAGGUGUUGUUUUAUUUGCUUGGAUGCAAUUUCUCAAGGAGCAGACUCUGGAGUACUUGAAGAUUAACUCACCAUAUGAAAUACAAGUUUGUGGGUUUGCGGGUAUAAAGAAUAACUCUGAGAUAGCUGAUACCUUUAGUGCCACAGGCCCAGCACAAGCAGAGAUUAGGGACGACCGGGCUAUCCAGGACAUGGAAUCUGUCUCUGCCCUUAUUGAGUGCAUCUUGGACUUUAAUGAGGCUCAGCAGAAGAAGUGCUUUGAUAGUAAAUCAUAUAUGUGCAACAUUUGCUUCUCAGAAAAGCUGGGCAGCGAGUGCACUAAUUUUAAGGAUUGUCAGCAUGUCUACUGCAACGAAUGCCUUAAGGAUUAUUAUACAGUUCAGAUACAGGAUGGGCAGGUCAAGGCUCUUAACUGUCCUGAACAAAAGUGUCCUUCUGUUGCUUCACCUGCACAGGUGAAGGUGCUGGUUGGGGAAGAAUUGUUCAGCCGCUACGACCGUCUUCUACUGCAGUCCAGUCUGGAUUUGAUGGCAGAUGUGUUGUACUGCCCACGUCCCAGCUGCCAAACUCCAGUCAUGCUGGAGCCUGGGGGCAAAAUGGGUAUUUGUUCCAGCUGCAAGUACGCUUUCUGUACCAACUGCAAACAGGUGUACCAUGCAGUCUCAUAUUGUAAUAUAACAUCAGAAAAGCUUCUCUUAGUGCGUGAUGAAUACGUGGAGGCAGAUGAGGCUGGUAAGAGGUUGUUGGAGAGACGCUAUGGCAAAGAUUUGAUAAUAAAAGCAAUAGAGAUGAAAUCCUCUGAAUGGCUGCAGAUGAAUACCAAGCUGUGCCCAAGCUGUAAAGCUAAUGUCCAGAAAGUGGACGGCUGCAACAGGAUGUGUUGUGCAAGAUGUAAGGAAAACUUCUGUUGGCUGUGCUUCUCUGUACUGUCCAAAGAAGACCCGUACAAACAUUACAGUGAUACUUCAUUAAGCUGCUACGAUCAAUUGCACCAUGCAGGACAGGGUCCCAUGGAAAACAGAUGAUGAAGACUGACCAGCGGUACAUAAGAAGUCUUGGAACCUUGCAGCAAAAGGCAAGUGGAGAAAAGGCAGAUCCGAUGUCCUUUAUGCAUUUGCCGAAAUGCUUGGCACUGGCCUGUCAGUAACAAAAAAGGAAAGUUGUGCUCACCACUAAUUUUUUAACCAUUGACUUGCAAUGAGGCUUUGACCCCAAAUUCACAAAGACAAAUACAAGACUCUGCACUAAAAAAUGCCUUACCCUUUAAACAAAACAGGGAUUGUUUGUCCAUAUAUUGCAAUAUAUUUAAGCUGGGCAACUAUGUCAAAGUCAUCCCAUAUCUGGCCAGUCCUACACUCAAAUUGCAUUUGAUUCAAUAAGAAUUCUAUUGCUUCAUUAUACAUUUUACACAGGGACUACAUUUUACCUGCAACUCGCCUUGCUGUUUUCAAGGUUGCUGGCCUGUCAGUACUGUCAAACUGAACAUAUUUCAGCAUGGAAUCCAUACUGAAAUUUAGCCAGUGUGUAGACUAGGGAAGACUUGCCCAACAAAUAAAUGGUAGGAAAAUGUAGGCUUUACAUGUCCUUUAAGACAUAGCAUAGAAUAUGAGACCAACUAGGUGUAAACGCAAAGUAUGAUUAAAAGAAACUUUAUAUACAUAGCCUGUACCUCAUAUCUUAGUGUCUGUCUGGUGGCAGAUAAACAAAUCAGGAUGACAUUAUACAUCUAACAACAUAAUGUAGGUUUUAGCAC
Molecule: messenger RNA, 2737 nt
Organism: Xenopus laevis (African clawed frog)
Lineage: Eukaryota; Metazoa; Chordata; Amphibia; Anura; Pipidae
Gene: rnf14.4.L
Product: ring finger protein 14 gene 4 L homeolog
Exons: 9
Coding region: 630-2009 (459 amino acids)
Biological process (GO): regulation of canonical Wnt signaling pathway; protein ubiquitination
Cellular component (GO): nucleus; cytoplasm
Molecular function (GO): ubiquitin protein ligase activity; ubiquitin-protein transferase activity; zinc ion binding
Source: RefSeq, a predicted model, not a curated record